Messenger RNA from Geosmithia morbida, 993 nucleotides. RefSeq names its product translation initiation factor eIF-2B subunit alpha. The coding region runs from base 1 to 993 and encodes 330 amino acids. Gene Ontology annotation, cellular component: eukaryotic translation initiation factor 2B complex. Lineage: Eukaryota; Fungi; Ascomycota; Sordariomycetes; Hypocreales; Bionectriaceae. The record is from RefSeq and is a predicted model, not a curated record. The transcript is spliced from 2 exons. Gene Ontology annotation, biological process: translational initiation. Gene Ontology annotation, molecular function: translation initiation factor activity; guanyl-nucleotide exchange factor activity.
AUGACGACAGAUCCUUCAUCGGCGGAUGCGGCCUCCGGGUCCGAAUUCGACAUCGUCGCGACGUACAACAAGAUACUCUCUGACCAGCCGGAGCUGACCAAGACGGUAGUGGCGAUGAAGGCGCUGCACGCCCUCCUGGAAGCGACACCGGCAUCGACGGCGCACGAGACCAUCAAGAUCUUGACGGCCGGUCAGGCCCAACUUGCCAGCAACAUCAGGUACCCCAAGGCGCCUCUGGCCGGAUCCCAGUACUUUCUGCUGUUCGUGCGGCAGAGGCUUAAGGAGUCGGACGGUGAUUUUGCCGUGGUGCGGCGGAACCUGCUGACCAAGGGCGUCGAGUACAUCGACAAGGCCGUGGAGGCGCGCGCGGCCGUGGGCUUGAUGGGCCACCACUAUGUGGUCAACGCCUUCACCGUUCUGACCUACGGGGCGUCGCGGACGGUGCUGGCCGUGCUGGAGCACGCCGCCGCGGCGGGCCGCAACUUCAAGGUCAUCUACGUGCGCGACGACUACGGCAAGAACGGCCAGCAGGAGAGCGACGACUACGUAGCCAGGCUGCGCGCAGCGGGAAUCCCCACUGCUGCCGUCAAGUUCAGCGCAGCCCUGCACGCCGUCAAGACGCUCAAGCCGCGCGUCAACCGCGUCUUCCUCGGCGGCGAGGUCAUCUGCCAGAACGGCGGCAUGGUUGGACGCAUGGGGUCGUGCAUGAUCGCUCAGGCCGCCGCCCACUGCAACAUCGAAGUCUUCCUCUGCGGCGAGAUGCACAAGUUCUCCAACUACCACGCUACGCGCCUGAGCGACGUCGGGUGGCCCCAGAACAUCAAGGUGUUUACCACCGACGAGCCGGAACAGCAACAGCAGCCUGACCAGGACGACCUCCUGGAGUUCACGCCCGGCGAAUUCAUCUCCAGAAUUGUCACGGAAAACGGUGUCUACCCUAGUAACCACGUGGUCAGGAUAAUCAUCGAAACAUUCGGCACGCUGCAGCCGUAA